Molecule: messenger RNA, 945 nt
Organism: Ipomoea nil (Japanese morning glory)
Lineage: Eukaryota; Viridiplantae; Streptophyta; Magnoliopsida; Solanales; Convolvulaceae
Exons: 3
Coding region: 1-945 (314 amino acids)
Source: RefSeq, a predicted model, not a curated record
AUGGUGUCAACUUGGAUUAUGAGGUCGAUCUCCCCAGAAAUCGCGCAGACAGUCUUUUGGGUAGGAACAGCCGAGAAGAUAUGGACCACAUUGAAGUCUAGGUUCAGCGAGGCAGAUAUCUUCAGAAUCUCCGAUCUGCAUGCUGAGAUUCAUCAAAUUAGACAAGGUGAUCUAACUGUAAGUGCUUAUUUUGCAAAGUUAAAGAGUUUAUGGGAUGAACUUCAAGUUAUUAGACCUCUGCCUACUUGCAAGUGUGAGAGGAUGUGCAAUUGUGUCCUGUUAGAUACUUUGCAGCAGCAUUUAGAGAGUGAUAAUCUCUCAGUUUUCUUAAGAGGUCUCAAUGAGACCUAUGCCUCUGUCCAAUCCCAGAUAAUGAUGACUAAACCCCUCCCCACUGUUGAUGAGGCCUUUAUGAUGAUUCAACAACAAGAGAGGAGGUUUAACUGUGGAACAGCAGACUUGCAGAUCCAAGAAGCGAGGCAGCAUUCUCCUUACUCAAGGGAAUGGUUCAGUCAGGAUGAAUUUAGAAUGCUUAGACAGCUCUUGCAGAGGGAUUGUAAAGUUCAAAGCUCAUCACCUCUCAGUGGAUCUGAAGGGAUAGCACCCCAAACCAAUUUGAUUGCUGCCAAUUUGCUCCCAAUCUACAGAUGGAAGGUAGUUGAAGGCAUGUUUGUUGAAUUACCCAAUGGUGAUAAGAUUAAAAUCACACAUGUUGGAUCUAUUUGUGCUGACAGCUUGGUUUUAGAGAAUGUGUUCUGUGUCCCUGGAUUCCACUAUAACUUGAUCUCUAUUAGUGAAUUAAUUAGAGCUUCCAAGUGCAAAUUGCUACUGUAUGAUGAUUUGUGUGUUAUACAGGAUCAGGGAUGUGGGAGGAUGAUUGGAUUGGCUAGACUGCAGAGAGGGUUAUAUCAUCUUGUAAAACCUGAUUUUUCUGUCUUCAAUUAA